Messenger RNA from Sycon ciliatum, 1544 nucleotides. Its product is annotated as nuclear migration protein nudC-like. The transcript is spliced from 13 exons. Bases 131 to 1144 code for a protein of 337 amino acids. The record is from RefSeq and is a predicted model, not a curated record. NCBI's taxonomy places the organism in Eukaryota, Metazoa, Porifera, Calcarea, Leucosolenida, Sycettidae. Gene Ontology annotation, cellular component: cytoplasm. Gene Ontology annotation, biological process: protein folding.
UUUGGCAAAUUUUAUUUUGGUCGACUCUGAACUUCGAAACCUCUGGAUCGAUCGACUUCUCUUCUGGUUGUUGGAUAUAGCAGAUUUGAUUCAUCCCUUGAAAUUAUCCUCGCUGUUGGAGUAAUUAGAGAUGGGGAGCAAUGAGGAGAAAUUUGACGGGAUGCUGAUGCACAUGGCACAGCAGCACCCUGGUGGAAUAAAGGAGCUUUUGGACACUUUCUUCGGAUUCUUGCGAAGGAGGACAGAUUUCUACACUGGAGCUGAGAAAAGCUUUUCCGAAAGGGUUGUAAUGGAAAGCUUCAGUGUGCACCAGAAACAUGCCUUGGAGGAGAAAGCGAAGGAGGACGCUGCUGCUGAGGCUGCUGCAGCUGCAAAGAAGAAGCGCACGGAGAGCCCUCCUGCACAGAAAUCCAAAAUCGUCGAGCUUGCAGAUGGCGAGUUGCCAAGCGAUGUUCCCGUCGUCAGCUCCCAUGGGUCCACGACAAAGUCCACUUCAUCUGAUGUACCCAGUGAGGCCACAUCAAAUGGAGAUAGCGCUGGUCCUGCGACAGCAGCAGCGACGGCAGCUCCAGCAGGUGAUGCUGAGGAUAACGACCAAGAAGAGGAGGAUGACCCCACGAAAGUGAAGCCGAACGCAGGCAAUGGUGCUGACCUUGAGCACUACAGUUGGACUCAGACACUUGGCGAUGUUGAGAUUCGCAUUCCAUUGAAGGCUGACUUCAAUGUUCGAGGCAAACAUGUUGAUGUUUCAUUCAAGAAGAAGGCACUAAAGGCUGGACUCAAGGGCAAGGAGCCUAUCAUUGAUUCCGAGCUUAGUCAUUUGAUUCAAGUUGCAGACUGCUUUUGGAAUAUAGAAGACGGUUCACACUUGGUCAUUUCUCUUGAAAAGGUGAACAAAAUGGAGUGGUGGAGUCAAGUCGUGACUAGCGACCCUCAAGUGAACACCAAGAAGGUUCAGCCAGAGAAUUCCAAGCUGUCAGAUCUUGACGGGGAAACUCGCGGUAUGGUUGAAAAGAUGAUGUACGACCAGAGACAGAAACAGAUGGGCAAACCAACAUCAGAUGAGCAGAAGAAACAAGACAUGCUACAACAAUUUAUGCAGCAGCAUCCUGAAAUGGACUUCUCCAAGGCUAAGAUUUCAUAACAGUCCUCUAGAAAUCAUUUUAACUAACAUGAAAUCUAUUUUUAUCAGUUCCGGUCUUCGCAACGUGAGGCUAUUCAUGAAACUAGGCAGCCAGGAAGACGGCUCUUCCGUUUGUUUUGAGGAGACUUCCAACGGCCACUGCAUGCAACAGCUGUGUUCCAUGUACCCGCUCUGACUUUAUUGCGCAUUGGCUGGCUUUCUAAGUCCUGCUCAAGUUGAAACCUUGAUGAGCUGACACUUCCUUCGUAUCAUACACAACUUCAGCUCGGUUCUCUUCAGGUACUGUUUCCAGGUACUGUUGAGUUAAGGUGCGCUUUGGUUUUGUUGUUUCAUCAUCAAGUCCUGGAUUCUCUUCUCUUCUUUUUUGCGCUUUGUGCUUAACUAUUGGUGUAGACUCGGA